Messenger RNA from Arabidopsis arenosa, 2472 nucleotides. The record is from the annotation of a GenBank genome assembly. NCBI's taxonomy places the organism in Eukaryota, Viridiplantae, Streptophyta, Magnoliopsida, Brassicales, Brassicaceae.
UUUCUCUGAACGAUUCUUAGGGUUUUGAUUCUCUCUCGCUUCUUUUUCGAUCGCAGCAGCUCUCGCCGAUCCUGUAUAAUCGGGAAUCGGUAAUCGUCAAGGUCUGUUUAGGGUUGAGGAGAGCUUCAAAAGUUGUUUGUCAACAUGGAGCGCAAGACUAUUGACUUGGAGCAAGGAUGGGACUAUAUGCAGACUGGGAUUACCAAGCUGAAACGGAUUCUGGAAGGAUUGCCCGAGCCAGCAUUUGACUCUGAGCAAUAUAUGAUGCUCUACACGACUAUCUACAACAUGUGCACCCAGAAACCUCCUCAUGAUUAUUCACAGCAGCUUUACGACAAGUACCGUGAAGCAUUUGAGGAAUAUAUUAACUCAACAGUUUUGCCUGCUUUGAGGGAGAAGCAUGAUGAAUACAUGCUGCGGGAGCUGGUUAAAAGAUGGUCGAACCAUAAAGUUAUGGUUAGAUGGCUAUCCCGCUUCUUCUACUAUCUUGACCGUUACUUCAUUGCUCGGAGAUCACUUCCACCACUGAAUGAAGUUGGCUUGACAUGCUUCCGUGACCUGGUUUAUAAUGAGUUGCAUUCUAAGGUCAAAGAAGCUGUAAUAGCACUUGUUGAUAAAGAACGGGAGGGCGAGCAGAUUGAUAGGGCUCUACUGAAAAACGUAUUAGAUAUCUAUGUAGAGAUUGGAAUGGGACAGAUGGAAAGAUAUGAAGAAGAUUUUGAAAGCUUCAUGCUUCAAGAUACAUCAUCUUACUAUUCUCGCAAGGCAUCAAGCUGGAUUCAGGAAGAUUCUUGCCCUGAUUACAUGUUGAAGUCUGAAGAAUGUCUAAAGAAGGAGAGGGAGAGGGUGACUCACUACCUUCACUCCAGCAGUGAGCCAAAGCUGGUUGAGAAAGUACAACAUGAAUUGCUGGUAGUGUAUGCAAGUCAACUUCUAGAAAAAGAGCACUCAGGGUGCCGUGCAUUGCUAAGAGAUGACAAGGUCGAUGAUCUCUCCAGGAUGUACAGGCUUUACCAUAAAAUUGUGCGAGGUUUGGAACCUGUUGCUAACAUCUUUAAACAGCAUGUCACAGCAGAGGGUAACACUCUUGUCCAACAGGCCGAAGACACGGCUACAAAUCAGGCUGCAAAUACUGCUAGUGUCCAGGAACAGGUUCUUAUCAGAAAAGUGAUUGAACUUCAUGAUAAAUACAUGGUAUAUGUCACCGAAUGUUUCCAGAACCACACCCUCUUCCAUAAGGCUUUGAAAGAGGCAUUUGAGAUUUUCUGUAACAAAACGGUAGCUGGAAGUUCAAGUGCAGAACUACUUGCAACAUUUUGCGACAAUAUUCUCAAGAAGGGGGGAAGUGAAAAACUAAGUGAUGAAGCUAUUGAAGAUACGCUUGAGAAGGUGGUCAAAUUGCUUGCAUACAUAAGUGACAAGGAUCUUUUUGCUGAGUUCUACAGGAAGAAGCUGGCCCGCAGGCUCUUAUUUGAUCGCAGUGCUAAUGAUGAUCAUGAGAGAAGUAUCCUUACAAAGCUCAAGCAACAAUGUGGUGGACAGUUUACUUCUAAGAUGGAGGGCAUGGUGACAGAUUUGACAUUGGCUAGAGAAAACCAAAACAGUUUCGAGGAUUAUCUAGGCAAUAACCCUGCUGCAAACCCUGGGAUUGAUUUGACUGUCACUGUUCUUACCACUGGUUUCUGGCCAAGUUACAAAUCAUUUGACAUAAAUCUACCUAGUGAAAUGAUCAAGUGUGUUGAAGUCUUCAAAGGGUUUUAUGAAACGAAAACGAAACACAGGAAGCUUACGUGGAUCUAUUCACUGGGAACUUGUCACAUCAACGGGAAGUUUGAUCAAAAGUCCAUCGAGUUAAUUGUGUCUACUUACCAGGCUGCUGUGCUUCUACUCUUCAACACAACUGACAAGUUAAAUUACACUGAGAUCUUGGCUCAACUGAACCUAAGCCAUGAAGAUCUAGUUAGGUUACUUCAUUCCUUGUCAUGUGCUAAGUACAAGAUUCUCCUUAAGGAACCAAGCACCAAGACUGUCUCUCAGACUGAUGUCUUUGAGUUCAACUCAAAAUUCACCGAUAGGAUGCGCAGAAUCAAGAUCCCUCUUCCCCCAGUUGAUGAAAGGAAGAAAGUCGUUGAAGAUGUCGAUAAAGACAGACGCUAUGCAAUUGAUGCUGCCAUUGUCAGGAUCAUGAAGAGCAGGAAAGUAUUGGGACAUCAACAGCUUGUUUCUGAGUGUGUUGAGCAACUUAGCCGAAUGUUCAAGCCUGAUAUCAAAGCGAUCAAGAAACGUAUGGAGGAUUUAAUAACCAGAGAUUAUUUGGAGAGGGACAAGGAGAAUCCUAACAUGUUUAGGUACUUGGCUUAGGGCAAAACAACUAUGGAAGUGGUUGGCUCAUGAAAGGUAAUGCAUCGGAGGAUCUGCUUUGUAUAUUAGAAGUCCAUAUGGAUACUAUCCUAAAAAAAUUAUCGCUUCAUU